Panicum virgatum (switchgrass) is the source of this 1318-nucleotide messenger RNA. RefSeq lists its product as uncharacterized. The record is from RefSeq and is a predicted model, not a curated record. The transcript is spliced from 2 exons. Lineage: Eukaryota; Viridiplantae; Streptophyta; Magnoliopsida; Poales; Poaceae. Bases 408 to 1082 code for a protein of 224 amino acids.
GUCCACGGGGACGACAAGGAAUUCUUCAUGGUGGCCUCGUUGGUCUCCACAGACAAAGUCGACCUGCACGAGCUCCACCGCUUCGACUCCAGGACUGGGGUGUGGAGCCAGGUCGUGGUGCGAUUGGUGGAGCCGCAGAUCUCGUUCCCCUACAGGAUCACCAGGAACUCGAGCCGGCUCGGCUACCAUCUCACGUCCACCGUGAUCACUAUCGGAGGCGAAGGGGGGAGGAUGGGCUGGGUCGAUCUCUGGCGUGGCAUCCUCAUCUGCGACGUGCUCGACCCGGAGCCUGAGCUCCAUGGCGUGCCCCUGCCGUUGCCCAUGGACCUGCUGACAUGCAACAAUGGCCUGGGAACUGAAAUAGGAGGCUACGCGAAUCCCAUCCGCGGGAUUGCCGUCGACGGUCAAUGCCUCAGGUUUGUUCAUCUGGAAGCCACAAUCUCCAAGACAUAGUUAUAGCAGCAACGACAGUGACCAAGAAUGUAAAGCAACCUUCUUUUCUGAACCCGGCCGUGAUGUCCGCUAACAUGUCUGACUGGGUGAUCCAUACAUGGAGCAACUCCAAGAUGACUGCCUCCUGGAAGGACUGGAUCCUGGACUGCAAGGCCAGAGCAUCACAGGCUACGAUCCCCAGCAAGGUCAUGUCAAAGAUGCUAAACUCGAGAUUAUUGCUGUCACCUGAUGAAGAAGGAGCAAAUCCAGUGCGAGCCUUGGGGAACCUCUGGGUGUCCCACCCAGCUCUCGGCACUGAUGAUGGUGUCGUUUACCUGCUGGCCAGACUCAAAUUCGAGGACCCCAAGGCAUUCAUGAUCGCUCUUGACACCAGGGAGAAUACUCUUAUAGGCUCAGCCAAGUUCGCCACUGAAAGGAAAGGCGGUGAUGGCAUCACGUAUUUCCCAAGUAACAUCUCAAAGUAUAUCGACCCAGAGGCUAGGAUUCUUCCUAUCUCCAAAGGUCUUGAAGAUAACUACGUGGAGUCAAUCGACAAUGAAGGCACUGAAUCUGUUGAGUUUCCGACCGAAAAGAUAGCUUUCUCUGGCAUCGAGUUUGGUGACGAUGAUGAUGCAUCAGUUGAUAGCUAGAGGUAAAAUGUGAGCUCGUUUGUAAUAAAGUCCAGGUCUCUACAGUGCUCGAUCUGGUGAUGCAUCAGUUGGUAGCUAGAGGUGAACGCGACCAACUAAAAUACUGAAACCAACUGGCGUCGAUGGCGAGUGGCUUUGCUUUGUCUAUAGGUGAAGUGAACUGAAGUGAAGCUACUAUAUAUUUAUGCUCUGCUGCGUGUAUCAGUGUAAGUAGGGAUGGUUGAUCAUAGUGAUCU